GGCUCCAUCAUUCCCGGCUCCAGCAUUCCCAGAUCCCGCAUUCCCGGCUCCCGGGCUGCCCCGGCCGCCGAGGGAGCGAUGGAAAAUCCCUGAGCCAGCGCCUGGAAAAUCCGUGCGGCAAAGGUGGGGAUUCUCGGCCGCCGCAUGAGCAGGUCCUGGCCGGGCCAUGGCCUGGCCACCGGGGCUGCUCCUCCUCCUCCUCCUCAUCUUCCUCCUCCUGCUGCUGCUGCCCGGCCGCGCUCCGGCCGCGCGGAGCCGCGACUUCACCGCCAAGGACAUCGUCUACCUCCACCCCUCCACCACGCCGUAUCCUCGUGGAUUUAAGUGUUUCACCUGCGAAAAGGCCUCGGAUAAUUACGAGUGCAACCGCUGGGCUCCGGAUGUUUACUGCCCCAGAGGGACGAGGUACUGCUUCAGCCAGCACACGAUGAGGGCCAGCGGGGAGAGCGUGUGGGUGACCAAGCGCUGCGUGGGGCUGGAGCCGUGCCUGAGCACGGGCUGCAGCUACAGCCGCCACGAGGAGUACAAGGUGGGCACGGGAAAAUCCCAAAUUCCCGCCCGGGGCUGCUCUGGGAACGGCGGCUGUGCUGGCACAAAUGAGUGA
Messenger RNA from Lonchura striata (white-rumped munia), 604 nucleotides. Lineage: Eukaryota; Metazoa; Chordata; Aves; Passeriformes; Estrildidae. The record is from RefSeq and is a predicted model, not a curated record.